Messenger RNA from Hemicordylus capensis (graceful crag lizard), 1485 nucleotides. Its product is annotated as actin, alpha cardiac muscle 1-like. NCBI's taxonomy places the organism in Eukaryota, Metazoa, Chordata, Lepidosauria, Squamata, Cordylidae. The record is from RefSeq and is a predicted model, not a curated record. The transcript has 6 exons. Bases 1 to 1134 code for a protein of 377 amino acids.
AUGUGUGACGACGAAGAGACAACGGCCCUGGUGUGCGACAACGGCUCAGGGCUGGUCAAGGCGGGCUUUGCCGGCGACGAUGCCCCCCGGGCCGUGUUCCCCUCCAUCGUCGGACGCCCGAGACACCAGGGCGUCAUGGUGGGCAUGGGCCAGAAGGACUCCUACGUGGGAGACGAGGCCCAGAGCAAGAGAGGCAUCCUGACCCUCAAGUACCCCAUCGAGCACGGCAUCAUCACCAACUGGGAUGACAUGGAGAAGAUCUGGCACCACACCUUCUACAACGAGCUGCGUGUGGCCCCUGAGGAACACCCCACCCUGCUGACAGAGGCCCCCCUCAACCCCAAGGCCAACCGGGAGAAAAUGACCCAGAUCAUGUUUGAAACCUUCAACGUGCCCGCCAUGUACGUGGCCAUCCAGGCUGUGCUGUCCCUCUACGCCUCUGGCCGCACCACCGGCAUCGUGCUGGAUUCUGGGGACGGCGUCACCCACAACGUGCCCAUCUACGAGGGCUAUGCCUUGCCCCACGCCAUCCAGCGCUUGGACCUGGCUGGGCGUGACCUCACAGACUACCUGAUGAAGAUCCUAACUGAACGUGGCUAUUCCUUUGUCACUACAGCUGAGCGGGAGAUUGUGCGCGACAUCAAGGAGAAGCUGGGCUACGUGGCUCUGGACUUUGAGAACGAGAUGGCCACAGCGGCUUCCUCUUCCUCCCUGGAGAAGAGCUAUGAGCUCCCUGACGGGCAGGUCAUCACCAUUGGCAACGAGCGUUUCCGGUGCCCAGAGACCCUCUUCCAACCCUCUUUCAUUGGCAUGGAAUCCGCAGGCAUCCAUGAGACCACCUACAACUCUAUCAUGAAGUGCGACAUUGACAUCCGCAAGGACCUGUAUGCCAACAACGUCCUCUCUGGUGGCACCACCAUGUAUCCCGGCAUCGCCGACCGGAUGCAGAAGGAAAUCACAGCCUUGGCACCCAGCACCAUGAAGAUCAAGAUCAUUGCUCCUCCUGAACGGAAGUACUCCGUGUGGAUCGGUGGCUCCAUCUUGGCCUCCCUCUCCACUUUCCAGCAGAUGUGGAUCAGCAAGCAAGAGUACGAUGAAGCAGGGCCCUCCAUUGUCCACCGGAAGUGCUUCUAGACCCACCAGCUCGUGCCUUUCCUCUGCGUCUCAUUUCAUGCUCCGGCUACCAUCUUCCCCCACCCCAGAUAUGCCACUUAUGCUACUGCUCAUGACACAGAAGGUGCUCCUCCUCUGCUUUAGAGAAACCCAAUGUGAGGAAGCUGACUCCCGAGCAGAAUGAAGAUCUGCAGAAACACUUCUGUUCCUCAGGGUCUUGCUUCCACGGCAAGGCUGUGAUCUCCACAUACUCCAGCCUUGCGAGGUUCUUUUAUUUUGAGGGUCCUUUCAAAAGCUGGAGUUUUGUAUUGGUUGAAGAACUAUUUCUCCCCACAUCUCUUCCCUUCACAAAGCCUUAAAUAAAUACAAACA